Bipolaris oryzae ATCC 44560 is the source of this 1428-nucleotide messenger RNA. RefSeq lists its product as uncharacterized. The record is from RefSeq and is a predicted model, not a curated record. Lineage: Eukaryota; Fungi; Ascomycota; Dothideomycetes; Pleosporales; Pleosporaceae. The coding region runs from base 1 to 1428 and encodes 475 amino acids. The transcript has 2 exons.
AUGGAUCCCUCUGCUAUACCAUGCCCGAGCCAUAGCAGUGGCACCCAAGGCCUCACACUCACGCCAGAAAAUACAUACAUUCACUGCGGCCCGUCCCGCACAAACACCCCACCCCAUAUAAACAACUCAAAUUACUCUCACAGCCCUCUUACACCAUACACGCCUCACACACCAGCAAGCACAGCUCCGAACACUUGCACUGUCGACGAGCCACUGUAUACCAGAGUAGCCGUACACACGGCCAAGUGUACCGAGUGCGACAAACGCAACAUGGAUACCAUGCGGCGUUGCCCCGGCUGCACCUUUCAGGUCUGCCAGCCAUGCUAUGAGAAGCGCCAACGUCAAGGUAAGGGACUUGUCCACGGCAACAUGCCAUCCCCCGAGGAGACUGGAGCUGCAACUCCUGGUGGUACUGGAGCGAGGGCAUCGAGGAAGAAGCCAGUAGGUAGUGCGGCCAAGGCCAAGAGUUCCGAGAAGGAGGUCGACGAGGACGACUCGGAAGAGUGUGCAAACGGUGCCAUCAAGGGAGGCAAGCACACUCCAUCUGUACCCAAGUCGAAGGCAGGCAAGCGGUCGCGCGGCCGCUCUUGCGUUAAGGAUAGUGAGGCAGAAGACUCGUCCGAGGGCGAGCUCGACCACGCAUCUCACACUCCCAGUAAACGCCACCAGACCCUCUCCUUUGCAGAGAGUGCUCUCGCGACCGCCACCAGAGCACCCCCAACCACUCGUGCUGCUGCUCUUCGAUCCAACCCAAGUAUAGCGUCCCGAGCGCCUCCAACCCUACAGUCAGAGACUGUGGCACACCGGGUCCCAGUCACUCACUCGCGCGAAGAUUUUCCCUACGACGAUAUCUUGUAUCAAAACUGCGUCGUUGACUACGACGAGCCGCUGCUAGCCCGCUGCGAGCCCGUUGCACACAACCCUGCCGCACGAAUCCCAGCUAUCAUCCAGCGAGGCGGCCGCCGUCGACCCACAGCCGACGAGAUCUGUCAGAACAUCCAGAGAAAGGUUCGCGAAAAGCUGGAGAGGAUGCAAGCUGAGAAGUCGGUUGCCGGCGCUGAAGCGUCCAGUGUACCCGCUUCAUACCAAGCGCCAGACUACAAGACCGCCGUCACUGUCCUCCAAUUCGUCGAGAGGGAAGCGAAGAGGCACCAAGACGCCAAUAACCUUAGCGAAGACGAUGCCAAAGCCCUGUUCCGUAUCAUGCAGGUUGAAGCAAUCAGCUGGGGCAAGAAGACGUUUAAGAAACAGGAAUAUGGGAUGCGGCGUCUGCUGCUUCCGGGCUUGAACCUUCGUCUUGAUAGGAUCCCCAGCAAGUACACUGUCGAACUGCGCGUCUUGAUGGAUGGGGUCGCGGAGCACGCGUUGCAUGAGUUGGAUGAAGCUGCGACUUUGUCUGCGACCUCGCCGCCCCCUCCGUCCGGCUGA